This is a messenger RNA of Pseudogymnoascus destructans, 2280 nucleotides long. RefSeq lists its product as uncharacterized. The transcript has 4 exons. Gene Ontology annotation, molecular function: chromate transmembrane transporter activity. Bases 107 to 1651 code for a protein of 514 amino acids. The record is from RefSeq and is a predicted model, not a curated record. NCBI's taxonomy places the organism in Eukaryota, Fungi, Ascomycota, Leotiomycetes, Thelebolales, Thelebolaceae. Gene Ontology annotation, biological process: chromate transport.
CCAAGAUGUAGGAACGGAACGACAACGACUAGCUAUGUGACUGGUAAAACCUAGAUUGUCAACGCCUCGUCUGGCAAAAUUCUUUGCUUACAGCGAUUGUCUCAAUAUGUCGUCUUCGAUAUUGGAGACCCUGCAGAAGGCUGGUCAGUAUCUCGGUGUUGACCCCGUCAAGAUGGGCGGCCCGGUGCGCGAGAUGCUGCACCGGAACUGGUACCUGGGGUUCACGUGUUUUGGGGGACCGGCAGUUCAUUUUCAAAUUUUUCGGGAUUUAUUUGUGGAUAAGUAUCAAUGGAUUGAUGAUCAGAUGUAUAAGGAGAUAUUUUCGUUGUGUCAGGCUCUGCCAGGGCCGGGGAGCACGAAGAUGAUCUACGCCAUAAAUCUCAUCCACGGUGGCUUUGUCGCGGGCAUUCUAUCAUUCUUCGUCUGGAGUCUUCCUGGCGCUAUUGGUGCAUACGGCCUCGCCGUCGGCGUGAGCAAGAUUAAUGAUACCCUACCUGCACCAGUUUACGCUCUCCUUUCUGGCCUAAACGCCGCCACUGUUGGGAUCAUCGCUCUCGCAGCUGUGCAGCUAUCUCAGAAGGCCAUCACGGAUAAACUAACGAGGAUAUUGGUAUUCCUAGGCGGCAGCGCGGGGAUGCUAUAUAAUGCGCUCUGGUACUUCCCAGUCUUGAUGAUUCUUGGGGGAUGCGCUACAAUUCUCUGGGAUUAUAGAUGGGGACACACGGCUGUCAAGGCUGUCAAAGCAGGUGUCUUUGGACCACGGGAUCAGUCGAAUGUUGGCAACGAGGAACAGCAAGUUAGCGACGAGGUGAAGUUACAGGAUGUCUCCCAGUCCCGGCAUGGUUCAAUCAAGGAUUCCGCAACAUUGCGGAGAGCACCUGGAAGAGCGUCUCCAGAAGAAUCAUCCCCAGAGAACGCCCAAGACCAACCCACAGAAGAAGACACCGCCCGCACCGUCCCCGCCAACCUCGAGUUCCGCGUCUUCUCCUGGAAGCUCGGCGCCCUCAUCAUCGCCCUCUUCUUCACCACCUUCAUCACCAUUAUGGUCCUCCGCGGUACCCUCUCCUCCCCUCCCAUCGGCUUCAGCCUCUUCUCCAACCUCUACCUCGCCGGCACCAUCAUCUUUGGCGGCGGCCCCGUCGUCAUUCCCCUCCUGCGCGAAUACGUCGUCGCCGAGAACUGGGUCUCACCUCGCGACUUCCUCCUCGGCCUCGCCAUCUGCCAAGCCUUCCCGGGCCCAAACUUCAAUUUCGCAGUCUACCUCGGUGCACUAGCGGCGGCGGCGCACAUGAACCCCGCUGCGGGCGCUGUCAUGGGGUACGUGGCGAUAUUUACCCCGGGAAUUGUGUUGCAUACAGGCACGAUGGGAUUAUGGAAGGUGCUACGCGGCCAUCGAUGGUUUACGUCGGGGCUGAGAGGCGUGAAUGCCGCGGCGGUGGGACUGGUUUAUACGGCGGUUUAUAGGUUAUGGGAGCAGGGGUUUUUGAGUGAGAAGUUUACGUCGGGGUCGUCGCUGGGGUUGGAUCCGUGGUGGGUGGUUGUGACGGCGACGUCGUUUGUGGGGGGCAGGUGGUUCAAUGUGCCGCCUCCAGUGGCUAUUAUAUUGGGAGGAGUCAUGGGGAUGAUUUGGUAUGGCGUGGUAUCUGCAUAGUGAGGCUUCCACUAGCUAGCGUGAUACCUUUGGCAUUGCUGUGCAUGGGAAAUCGUCAAAAUGUAGAUUGGAUAGGAUAUGAUAGGGAUAUUACGGUUUGAGUAUGGGAAAAAAUGCUGGAAUAUUUAUUCUAAGAUAACCUUGGAUAUGCCGCUGUGAAAGGGGCCCGGAUGCGGUGGACACUGAUUGAACCUGACUUACUGAAGCGGAAGCUUCGGAUUCAAUAGCGAUAACAUGUUAGCCACAUAUGCUAUUAACCAUUACCACAGACCGUAUAGUUCUACUUGAGGACCUCAAACUACAUGGAUGCAUUCUAGCCGACGAGGUGGGGUUUGGGAAGACAAAACAAUCCCUCCUCUCGGCCUGCUGUAUUCGAUUCUGCAUACUGAAAUGAACAAGAAGCCCCCAUCAAAACUCCUGUUACCGCCGAGUACCGCUGUAAGUGCCGUUGAGUGUUGUUGCCACCGAGUGGUCCUGUCGUUAUAUUUAUAGUAAAGAAAAAUAAAGCCUCGGGCCGUACACAUAAUCCUCGUGAGUGAUCGACAGGGUGCGAGAAAGCAAAGUGACAUUCUGAAUGAGCCUUGAUGCUUCUUAUGACCGGUUUUUGGAAAUGAAUGAAGAUGUGAGAC